CCAAGAUGUCUGCGCCCAUGAAAUGAGAUGUGUCAAAGAAAUUUUCAGUUGUGAAACCUAUUUUCUACAAAAUUCAGAAACAUGGUAAAAAAUUCUGACUUGUACAAGAAUAAGACCAUGCUUGCCCCAAUGGUCAGGGUUGGAACUUUACCCAUGAGGCUGCUUGCUGUGAAAUACGGGGCAGACUUGGUAUAUUGUGAGGAAAUUAUUGACUUCAAAAUUCUCAAGUCAAAGAGAAUUGAGAAUGCUGCACUUGGAACAGUGGAUUUUGUUUUGAGUGAUGGAACCAUCAUUUUUAGGACAUUUCCUGAGGAAAAAGACAAACUUAUCUUUCAAAUAGGCACAGCAGAUGCCAAAAGAGCACUGAAAGCUGCCCAGAAAAUACAAGACCUUGUUGCUGGUGUCGAUGUUAAUAUGGGUUGUCCAAAAGAAUUUUCCAUUAAGGGAGGAAUGGGAGCUGCUCUACUUACUCAACCAGAAAAGGUCAAAGAGAUUCUGACCACCCUUGUUAAUGGACUAUCAGUUCCUGUCACCUGCAAGAUCCGAGUCUUUCCAAACUUGGAGGAUACACUCAAGUUAGUCAGACUGAUAGAGAGUACAGGUGUGUCAGCAGUAGGUGUCCAUGGUCGCACAAAAGAGGAGAGACCGAGGCAUCCUAAUCGUAAUGAUGUCAUCAAGACUAUAUCAGAGACUCUCUCUAUACCAGUUAUUGCUAAUGGUGGAUCUAAGGAGAUAAAGGUGUAUGAAGACAUUGCUGUGUUUAAGCAUGCUAGUGGCUGUUCCUCUGUUAUGAUAGCUAGAGCUGCUGAGUGGAAUCCUACAAUAUUCCGGCCAGAAGGAAAACUUCCACUUCUAGAAAUUGUCAAAGAGUAUGUCAAAGUGGCCAUUGACUGGGACAAUAACUGGGUGAACACUAAGUACUGUGUUCUACAGAUGAUGCAUGACAAUAUGCUGGACUUCCCAGAAGGGGAACUAACUCAGGCAGCAAUGAGCAUGGAGGAAAUCAGUGAGAUCUGGGGAUUGAAGGAAUAUUUCUUAAAGGUCAGAAAUAAUUUGACCAGAAAACAAUCUGAUGAAGAACAGUCAGAAGAUGGGAAGGUUUCUGUUGUGACAAAGGAUGACGGGGGAUACAGGAUAUGUAUGCCACUACGGUUUGAAAAGAAGGAUUUCUCCAUCAAAAUAAGCCCCAAACUUAAACUGUUUGAGUGGACCAAAUCCAAAAACAUCAACAAGCCAGUAUAUAUUACUACUGAGAGAGCUGUGGAUAGGAACUUUAACUGUGUGCUUCAUCUGAACAACAAUGAGUUCACGACCCCUUACUGGGAGAAGUCCAAACAGCUGGCAGAGCAGGCGUCUGCUGCCGUGGCAACCACAGUGCUGGAUAUUGUUGACGGCCGCGUAGAAGAGCCCUCAGAACAGUUAGAAAAAUGUCGAGUUCAGUGGCUAGGGCUUAAAAUUGAUAAAAACUUGAUCAACAUUGACAAUGGAAAUCAGGAAAACUGUGACAAGGGGAAGAACUCUGAUAUGUCUCAGUCUGCAAAAAGAAAAUGUGACACUCAUGCCGGUGAAAGAAAUAAAAAAGUCUGUCCUGAUGAAGAUGCUGGCUAAUAUUUAGCCAGAACAACCACAUUUCUAUUCAGUUCCUUUGAAUCUUUUUACCAUUCUUUUUGUUUUGUUUUGUGUUGCACACUUUCUGGAGAGUAAUAU
Saccostrea cuccullata (small rock oyster) is the source of this 1707-nucleotide messenger RNA. RefSeq names its product tRNA-dihydrouridine(20) synthase [NAD(P)+]-like. Gene Ontology annotation, cellular component: cytoplasm. Gene Ontology annotation, biological process: tRNA dihydrouridine synthesis. The transcript has 14 exons. NCBI's taxonomy places the organism in Eukaryota, Metazoa, Mollusca, Bivalvia, Ostreida, Ostreidae. Bases 82 to 1608 code for a protein of 508 amino acids. Gene Ontology annotation, molecular function: flavin adenine dinucleotide binding; tRNA binding; tRNA dihydrouridine synthase activity. The record is from RefSeq and is a predicted model, not a curated record.